Amaranthus tricolor (Joseph's coat) is the source of this 820-nucleotide messenger RNA. RefSeq lists its product as uncharacterized. The transcript is spliced from 2 exons. The coding region runs from base 145 to 738 and encodes 197 amino acids. The record is from RefSeq and is a predicted model, not a curated record. Lineage: Eukaryota; Viridiplantae; Streptophyta; Magnoliopsida; Caryophyllales; Amaranthaceae.
UUUUUUUUUUUUUUUUUUAAAAGUAUUUACUCUUUAAUUGAUUCGGUUCCUCCAAAAUAAAUAAAUAAAUUUGCCUAUUUGGGGACUCUGAUUUGAAGAAAUUAGAACGCUCGUAGACUGAGAGAAGUUAAAAGAGAAAAGACAAUGGGUUUAUGGGACUGGUUUAACUCAGCCUCCGACACCGUCAAAAAUCACACGCCCGCCAUAACUCUGGCGACUGAAUUCUUCCAGAAAGGCUACUACUUUUGUCGAGAUUCCACCGUUUAUGCAGCUGGCACCGUCUCUUCCAAAGCACGUGAUCUUCAUGAGUACUUGUCUGACAAUCAAGCUCGCGAGAAUCUUACUCAAAUCGCGAAAAAUGUCUCUAAAAAUGGUGCCUUCUAUGUCGCCCGAUCUUAUGGGGGCGGUCCAAUCAUUGAUAUUAUUACACGGUCAGUGCAAGAAAACAAGUCUGACUCACAAAAGGAGAGAUUAAAGGAGUUAGAGCAUAAAGUAGCUAAACUUGAAAAGGAGUUGAUCUCAAGGAACAUGGCUGAGCAAUCAAAGGUAUCAAUGAUGACUGUAGCAUCUAAAUCUCAAAAUGAUUCCAACUUUAACGCAAACAUAAACGAAAAACCAGAAGAUUUGCUGAAGCUCUUCAUGAUGGAGCAAUUUGUGGGUAUAAAACUUUUCAACAAUCUGAUAAUUCCUACUGGUGUUUCUAAGGAGAGGCCUGUUUCAAGUUUAGAUGAACACUGAAUGAUAAGAUGUUCAAGGCAUGAUAUGGUACUGUAAACAGUUUUAACGUUGUUUUAAUGUGAUCUAUGAUGUUUAACAAAAA